AUGAUUACUCGGUAUCGAUCCCUCAAUAAGCCGUUCCAUUCUUUCCCUUCUGUAACUUUGCGCACGCUCUUGGUUUCGCUAGCGAUAAUUUUCUUCGUUACUCUUCGGUCAACGACAGCUUUUGCACCCGCACCCUCUUUGCUUGUUGCCGGACAAACAACGCCGUUAUCCACGUCGCCAAUACGGUCUUGGAGAAGCCUCUACGCUCGUGUCAAUGGAGACUCGUCGCUUCAAGAGCCACUCCCGUUCGUAAUCGAAAGUAUACCACUUGAUCAAAACGAACGCGUCUACACAGAAAUUUCUGAAGUCUGUAUUCAGGCCUUUUUCAACGAUGGUGAGCAGCACCGGAAGAUUCCUCCCUGGAAGGCAUGGCAACUGGGAUACCUACGUCAGUUGCAACAGUCUGAUCUUAAAGUGCGGCGGAGAAAAUACCCAGAUACCAAUUUCAUGCUCGUUGCCCGGCGUGUGUACCCCAUCUCGGAGAUGCCUGGCGCCGUACGACACACGCCACUCAUCCUCGAUGUAUCGCAAGUUCUGAAUUUGCAACCGCAACCGGAGGAAGACUACGUGCGUGGAGAAAUACUAGGAUUUGUUGAAGUCACCAAAAAACCUUACGGACUGGGGAGCGAAAAGGUUGGCUUUGACGACGAAUCGCGGAUCAAAUUGCGUAAAAUGAGCUUUUACGAGUCGCGCCCCGUCCUGACGAACCUCAGUGUCCGGUACGAAGCCCGCCAAUCUGGCGUCGGCUCGAAACUCGUGCAAGCUUGUGAAGACCGAGUUUUAAAAGACUGGGGCAUGAAGGAAAUGAUACUGGAAGUGGAGGACGACAACGACAAUGCUCGCAAUUUUUAUCUAAAACGUGGCUACAAGGUAUUGUUUGAAGACCCGGCAUCGAGGCGAUACGAUACGACCGGUGUGUGGCUCAAGCAGGUACGAUGCAAACGUCAAAUUAUGCGCAAAGCUUUGGGUGCCGUGGAACUGGUCGCACUGAAUGCCUUCGAAGUAAAGAACAGUGUAAACAAACUGUUCGGUAUCAAAAUCCUUCAGCGGCUACGAGACAAUGUUCUCGGAACAAUCAAGGAACGUGUACGCUAGUGUGACUACAACAUCGCUAAUAAAACAAUCUGAACCUUUUCAUCUUUG
Messenger RNA from Phaeodactylum tricornutum CCAP 1055/1, 1143 nucleotides. RefSeq lists its product with no specific name. Lineage: Eukaryota; Bacillariophyta; Bacillariophyceae; Surirellales; Neidiaceae. Gene Ontology annotation, molecular function: N-acetyltransferase activity. The record is from RefSeq and is a predicted model, not a curated record. The coding region runs from base 1 to 1095 and encodes 364 amino acids. Gene Ontology annotation, biological process: mitotic sister chromatid cohesion. Gene Ontology annotation, cellular component: NatA complex; cytoplasm. The transcript has a single exon.